UGUGUGCAGGGGCAGCAGCGGGCAGUUGGAUCCUGGCAGGCAGCCAUGUCUCCAACACUGGCCUUGAUCCUGGCCCUGUUAGCUGCCCAGACUGGGCUGAAGGUGGACCUAGGAAUUGAUAAAGAUGAACUGAAGCGGAUUUGGGAGCACGAGGAAAUUCUGCACCAGGAGAUGUCUCAGCUUCUGCAAGAGAUCAAUGAGAACAAUUCCACGGAAAGCCUGGGGCAGGAAGGAUCCAGCAGCAAGGGUAAAGUCAACAGUGAGAAGACUGGCAUUCAGGAGAAGGUCAAGAGCAAGAAGCAGGGCCUGCCCAGCACGAAGGUGCUGAAGGAGCUGGUGGACGAGCUCCUCCGUGUCUGCCGAGUGCUCUCCCAGAGGAACUCCAUGCCGGAGUUGCACCUGGCCACUGGGACGGACACCAGCUCUGAAGCCUGGAGCAUCCAGCGGAACAGCAGCACCUUCCGCCCGCUGGUCAUCCUGCAGCCACCCCCUGGCUACUCCUUCCACACUCACAGCACGGGGCGGCCACCAGCCGGGCGCAUCCGUGUGGCGCUGGAGUGCCUGUGCUCCGGGGAGCAGCUGCUGGGGCAGACGUGCUUCCUGCACGCCUCUGGUGGCCAGCUGCCCCGGGAUCAGAGCCUGCUGGACACCCUCUGCACAGGCUCCUGCUUGGAUGCAAGGAAAGUCAUCCGCUGGGUCCAAAUGUUGGUGUCAUCAGCCUGGCUGCUUUUGCCGCAGUCAUGUCACUACCAGCUCUCGGCGCUGCCCUGCAGCAAGUCCUGCAGCUGGCAGCUGAGCAGCACCUCUGGGCUGCACUGCAGGAUUGAGAUGGAUUUGGCCGUGCAGGAAUGCAGCUCAGGUGCCUACCUGAGCCUUGAGUAGGCAGCAGCUCUGCCAGCAGCACCGUGUGGCCAGAGAGCUGCUGCCUCUUUUUCCUACACACCACCUAAGCUGUUCAACAAAUGGGAUGAAAUUUCAGCCCUUCCCUUUAAUAAACCAGAGCUGUGGCAGCUUUUGAAAACAGG
This is a messenger RNA of Oenanthe melanoleuca, 1025 nucleotides long. Its product is annotated as inositol 1,4,5-trisphosphate receptor-interacting protein-like 1. The coding region runs from base 46 to 882 and encodes 278 amino acids. The record is from RefSeq and is a predicted model, not a curated record. NCBI's taxonomy places the organism in Eukaryota, Metazoa, Chordata, Aves, Passeriformes, Muscicapidae. The transcript is spliced from 4 exons.